Theileria parva strain Muguga is the source of this 1245-nucleotide messenger RNA. RefSeq lists its product as uncharacterized. The transcript is spliced from 10 exons. The record is from RefSeq and is a predicted model, not a curated record. The coding region runs from base 195 to 1193 and encodes 332 amino acids. Lineage: Eukaryota; Apicomplexa; Aconoidasida; Piroplasmida; Theileriidae.
AUUUUUCUAGUUUUUUCUUUGAUAAUUUUCACAUGUGUGGAUAUAAUUAUAUCAAAUUUUUUCAGCAAUAAACGGACACAUUUUAUUGAUAAUCUUUGUAAUGGAUGAUUUUUUGAUUUUGUAUCAUCCUGUAUAUUAUUUUACAUUGCUAUUGUAUAUUUAACUAUUUCCGUAUCAUGUGAUAAUUAUAUAAUAUGGAUCUUAAGAAUGACUUAAAGUCUUCUAAUUCAAAGUACAGUAGAAAUGAAAGCUUUGGUGGGUUGUAUAAUCUUGGAAGCGGUAUUUUGGAAAGGUUGGAAACCAAAGUUCCAGAUGAUGUGGAUGAUUACGUAGGCCAAUUUUCAUUAAAAAACUAUAUAUCGCAAAUAAAAUCAGCUAGAAGCUCAAAAGAUUUUGAUUUUAAUCAAAACAAACUCGAUAUAAGCCCAUCAAUAAAACCGUCUGAUACAUUUAAAACUAAACCUUUAACCAAACAUGAAAGGCUACAAAAACUAGAGAAAAGUCUAAAUGGUAUACAAUCUAAUGUUGAGUUAAAGAGAAGUUCCAUCUUGGAGGACAUAUAUCAGAAAAUCAAUAAUUUGGAAAAUAAAAUAACUGAUUCAGAAACUUGUUCUGGCAAAAAAAUGGAUUUAAUUAGUAAAAAGAUUGAGAGGAUUGAAAAGUCAGUUGAAAUGAUAAAUACAAAGCAUGAGGAACUUAUUAAUGAAAAAGCAGAUGCUAUAGAUAAUAUUUGUGAAAAGUUUCACCACUCAUUAACACAAGAGCAAGAAAAAUGGAGGGAGGGUGAAAAGAACAUAUUGAGCUCUAUAAAGCAACAAAUAGAAUCAGUGAAAGAUGAAAUAUCAGAUAUGCAAAGAGUUAAAUCAGACAUUAUGUCAAACCUUAAGGGAUAUAUUGAAGUAGAGUUACCAAAGUUCAAGACAAAAAUAGAGAGCAAUAAUGAAAAUAUCUGUAAAAUGGAAGACAAAAUAAUAAGUAACACAUCUGAUGACCUGAUAACGCUGGCAAACUUUAUCAAAGAUGAGUAUGAACAGUUGAGAUAUAUGAAGGAUAAAAUGAUGACACAAUUAAAGAAGGAGAUGAAUAAUCUACAAAAUGAAAUUAAAAAGGAGUGUGACGAGAGAGAAGAUACACAAAAAAGACUAAUCGCAUUGAUGAAAGAAACAAUAAAAAAAAUAGAAUCUCCCUUAUAAAUUUUUAUAAUAUUUUGAUUAUAAUUUAUAAACUUGAAUAAUAAUAUUUUAC